GAAGCCCAGAGGAGGGAGGAAGGAAGAAGCAUCGGAAUGGCUCUGUCCCAGGAACUGCUGACGUUCAGGGACGUGGCCGUGGAAUUCUCUCAGGAGGAGUGGGACUGCCUGGAUCCUGCGCAGAGGGCUCUGUACUGGGACGUGAUGUUGGAGAAUUACAGUAAUCUGGUCGCCCUCGAAGUCUCUCUUUCUGAGAUGAAUAUUGUCUCCAUUCUGAAGAAAGGAACAGAGCCCUGGACUGUGGAGAACGAGAUGAAAAUAGUGAAAAACCCAGGUAAGUCUGAUUGUAUGGAGAUGCGGAACAUAGGUAAAAGCUCAGUUAGUGACAUCACUGGGACAAGAGAUGAAGAGAGCAAGUAUGUAGAGGGCUUUGAGACUAACUCUGGAGGAAGCUUUCAGUCACACAGGCUUGAACUGCAGCACAGAUUUCAAACUGCGGAGAAAAUGUACGAAUGUAAACAAGUUGAGAAGUCAGCCCGCCAUGAGUCUUCAGCCUCACCAUUUGAAGGGAGCCCUAGUCUCCAAACCAACAUCUUCAGUGAAUAUGGAGAGGUUUUCAUACAUCCUUCAUUACUUCCACAGCAUCAGAAAACUCACAUCACUGAACCGUCGUAUAAAUGUGAGGUCUGUAGUAAGUUCUUCCGUCAGAACUCAAACCUUGUGAACCACCUGAGAAUUCACACCGGGGAGAAGCCUUACAAAUGCACCGAGUGCGGUAAGGCUUUUAGAUGGCGCUCGGUCCUCACUAAACAUCUGCGAAUCCACACAGGAGAGAAACCGUACAAGUGUAUUGUGUGUGACAAGGCUUUCAUCCAGAGAGCCAACCUGGUAAAACAUCACCGCAUUCACACUGGAGAGAAACCUUACAAAUGCAAUGAAUGUGGUAAGGCUUUUAUCAAUAAUUCAAGCCUUGUUGAACACCAGAGAAUCCAUACCGGAGAGAAACCUUACAAAUGUAACGAUUGUGGCAAAGCCUUUAAGUGGGGCUCCAAUCUCACUAGCCAUCUCAGAACCCACAACGGAGAGAAACUAUUUAAAUGUAACGUAUGUGGCAAGUUCUUUAGUCAGAAUUCCAGCCUUAUAACUCAUUACAGAAUUCAUACUGGAGAGAAACCCUAUGAAUGUAAUUACUGCGGGAAGGCUUUUAUCCAUAACUCAAGUCUUGUGGAACAUCAGAGGAUCCAUACUGGAGAGAAGCCUUACAAAUGUAAGGAGUGUAGCAAAACCUUUAAGUGGGGCUCAGUCUUCGCUAAACAUCAGAGAAUUCAUACUGGAGAGAAGCCCUAUAAAUGUAAUGUAUGUGGCAAGUUCUUUACUCAGAGUUCAAGUCUUACCACGCAUUAUAGAAUUCACACCGGAGAGAAACCUUAUGAAUGCAAUGAAUGUGGCCAGGCUUUUAUUCACAGUUCAAGCCUUGUGUAUCAUCAGAAAAUUCAUAUUGGUGAGAGACAUUACAAACGCGUUGAAAGGGCCCGGACAUUUGCCCCAAGUGCGAGCUUGAUGGAACCACAAAGCGCACACGCUGGAGAGGGUACUUUCAAGUGUGGUGACUGCGGUAAGGAAUUCGUACACUCGUACCAGUCCGUUCAUGAGCGAGUCCGCACUGGAGAGGAAGUUUACAAAUGUCAUGAGUGUUGGAAAGCCGUAAAUGUGGCCAGUUUCCCAGUAGAUAUCAGUGACUCAGUUAUGGAGCAAAGUUAUAUAGAUGUGAAGUAUGUGGCAGAGCCCCUGGGUGACACCAGUGGUUAA
Chrysochloris asiatica (Cape golden mole) is the source of this 1749-nucleotide messenger RNA. RefSeq names its product zinc finger protein 160-like. Lineage: Eukaryota; Metazoa; Chordata; Mammalia; Afrosoricida; Chrysochloridae. Gene Ontology annotation, biological process: regulation of DNA-templated transcription. The coding region runs from base 37 to 1749 and encodes 570 amino acids. The transcript is spliced from 5 exons. The record is from RefSeq and is a predicted model, not a curated record.